CGGGGGACAGUGCCUGUGGUCUCCUUGGUCACGUUGGCGAGUAUUGCUGAAGCUUCUGUAUGGUGUAGUGGUGCCAGCAGUGAUCAUAUACUUACUACGGCGAUCAGACCAAUCUCUUCCACGACACGCUCGCUACUCUUCUCAAGAACCGUACCUUCGGCGUAUGCAGACGUCCAUACAGACACCAGCAAUAGCAAGGUCUGUUAUUGAAGCAAGGAAAAGAUACUGGAAGGAAGGAUCUGGAGUCCAGCCUUACCAAAGAUGCUCUAGGGACGAUUUGGACAGAACAAAAAGAGAUUAUAUUGAGAGCACGCCAACAAACAACGACAGAGACAAAGACUGCUAUAAAGACAGGAGCAGUCCCGAAUUUCUAUCCUCUUCAUCCAAGAAUCAGUGUCGUCUACAUCGGGAUCAGGAGCAACAGGAAUCUAGCAACGCCAUGGUGCAGCAAGUGUCCUAUGAUCAAUUCAUCCUCUUUGGAGACUCCAUCACACAGUAUUCAUUUGAUGUGAAUCAGCGAGGAUAUGGUUCUCAGCUCGCCCAUUUAUUUCAGCGACGACUUGAUGUUAUUAACCGUGGAUUUUCAGGAUAUACAAGCGAGCAGGCUAUCCAUCUCCUGCCCCAAUUCCUUCCUCGACCAAAUGAUCAGCAACAGCAACUAGGAAAACAGGAGCAGGAACAGGGGCAAGAGCAGGCCCCCCAGCUCCCCACGCGCCUACAAUUAUCCUCAUCACUAUCACCAUCAUCAAAAGUUCAAUUCUUGAGUAUAUUUUUCGGUGCGAACGAUGCAUGUCUCCCUCCAUCACCUCAGCACGUAGAUUUGGAGCGAUAUGAGCAAAAUCUUCGUAGCCUGAUCGAUAUGGUCCAUGAUCCCAGAUCCUUAACUUACUCACCUGAAACACGUGUCAUCAUAAUUUGUCCUCCUGUCAUUGACGAAGAGCGUUGGGCAAAGAGACGUCAAAAGCAAGGCAGGGCGAUGGAUCGGGAAAAGGGCGUGACCAAGAAAUAUGCAGCGACCUGCCUGAAAGUUGGACAGGAAUACCAAUGCAGGAACGACCAGCAAUCACCACCUCAGUAUCAUCAGGUCGAUGUCAUUGAUACCUGGAGCUUAAUGACUACACAGAUCGAAAGUGGUCAGCGGACACUGCAGGACUAUCUAAUAGAUGGGUUGCAUCUGGCUUCUGAAGGCAACAAUCUUAUUUUCGAGGAAAUUAUGAAGAUCAUACGAAGUCGUUAUCAGGAAUGGGAUCCAGAAGUUAUGCCAAUGCAUGCACCAUGGUGGGGCCAUCUGGAUUUGAAACAACCAGAGAUAGAUCUACUGAUCUGUGCCAAUAAGACAAAGAAGGAACUAUAAUACGGGACAACGCCAAACCAAGUG
This is a messenger RNA of Lobosporangium transversale, 1378 nucleotides long. RefSeq names its product SGNH hydrolase-type esterase domain-containing protein. NCBI's taxonomy places the organism in Eukaryota, Fungi, Mortierellomycota, Mortierellomycetes, Mortierellales, Mortierellaceae. The coding region runs from base 164 to 1354 and encodes 396 amino acids. The transcript is spliced from 4 exons. The record is from RefSeq and is a predicted model, not a curated record.